Paramormyrops kingsleyae is the source of this 2550-nucleotide messenger RNA. The record is from RefSeq and is a predicted model, not a curated record. Lineage: Eukaryota; Metazoa; Chordata; Actinopteri; Osteoglossiformes; Mormyridae.
AACGUAUUUGAAGUUGAAAGUGGAUGUUGCUACAUUUGUUGCGACUAAUAAAAACGGAAACAUUUACGAUCGGAAAUCGCAAAGGAAAAGCCUUAAUUAUAUAGCAAUAUUAUCGCGGUAUCGCAUGGAACAGAAAGUGCUGGCUGGCACGGUGAACACGGUGUGUGGAGCCGGGAUCUGGACGGUGCGUCGGGCGCCUGUUUUAUCCAGAAUCCUCCGGUUAACCAGCUUUUUAGAAGCUGAUCUCGGAGUAAAACGCACUUCCACGGUCAUCGCGCUUUUUAUUCGACUUCGCGGGGGGUUUCAGAAAUCGAAGUCUGUCGUGGUCAGUGCGGUGCCCUAGCCGGUGGAUUUAUUAUUAGCUGUAUAGGUAUUCGGUUUCUACCCUCCAGAUAACUGCUACGAUCUGGGAUUGCUGGGUAGCCGUUGCUGUGCUUGGGGGAUACAGUCUGCUGGAGCAGUGGAUCGUUUUCGCCUGAAAUCAGAGUCCGGGGUGCUUUGCGGUCACAUCUCCUCGUCUGCGGACUGUCAGGUUUCACGCAGCGGAGGAAUGACCCGCAGCAUGGAUCUGCGGAAAGCAUGGCCGCUGGCGGCUCUGUUGACCUUUUCGAAAGCGUGCCUAGUCGUCCGGAUACGGCUGGUAUAUUCCAGUCUGGCUGGAAUUUUUAAAACUAACCCGCCGCUUUGAAAUGUAUAGGAACUGGCUUUAUAUGGUUCGUGUGCUUUUGGGGGGAGGUGUCCGGCUUGUUAGGCGUGCCUUAUGUUCGCGCAGGAGGCGUGUAGAGCGUUUUUAUUGACUGAUCAGCUUUAACAAGCAUGCCAUAUGAAAUGAGUUGCAUUACAUGUUAGAAGUAUCAUUUACAUAAGUCUGUAUAGUUAGUAAUUCCUCGUGCACCCGGGAUGCACAUGUGUCGUGUAGCUUUUGGUGAUUUUAUAUACUGGGGGGUUGUGGUGUCAACGGUGUGCUCAUUGAUUUAAUUUCUCAAACCACUUUUUGACCUGUCCGCUCCUCAUCAUGUCCAGGUGAUUAAGCGACCCAUUUUCUUUGUGUGAUUUGUUGGCUUCCUUCUGGGAAAUAUCAGAGAUUAAUUGCCUUCUUUAAAUGUCCUAAAUAACUGCGAUUAACCUAAUUCACAAGUCGCCUUAGCGGAGAGUCAGCCGAAGCCGUACCUUUCCAUGUGUAAUGUUACUGGAAGUGGACGGUUUGAAGGUGAUUAUGGUAAGAGAUAAGAGUUAAGCAACGUAACACGUCACACCUGUGCAAAUGUGGAAAAGUCACACCAUCACAAGGCAGCUGUACUUGAUAUGUUUCCCCACUGGACUGAGAGUGUAGCCUCUUUGAAGGCCUUCUGUGCAUCAAAGGUAAAACUGACCUCAAGCUGUAGCCAUGGCCCGCGGGCACCAGAAGAUUCAGUCCCAGCAGAAGAACGCCAAGAAACAGGCUGAGGCCAAGAAGAGCAAAGGUCACGACCAGAAAGCGGCAGCCAAGGUGGCCCUGGUGUACACCUGCGCCGUGUGUCGGACACAAAUGCCUGAUCCAAAGACCUUCAAGCAGCACUUUGAAAGCAAGCACCCAAAGUCCCCCUUGCCCCCAGAACUUGUGGGUGUGGAGGCGUGAGAGGGUGGCUGUGCCGGGAUGUCAUCACAGGGGCCAUGGGCUGCCUGUCCUUAUCCUCCAGGUGUCGGUGGCACCUCCAGCCAUCCAGGACCCCUGCAGUCCAUGAACCAGCCUGGUGACGACCAUCUUGUCUCACUACUGUAUGACUAUACAAUCAGAUCGUUGCUUGAAAAUGAUCUCCACCUAUUGUCCACAGUCCAGUGCAAAAAAUAACAAAUGUUAAGGGAAAAUUAGCUGUCUUAAAAAGUUAGUUUCCAUUAAAGCGCUCUUUGUUUCUUUGCAGUCAAGGGGGUAUUUCAGGACAUUUGAAUGGUGCAUUUCAGUACAGAAGGCUUCCUAAAUUGUCGGGUAUUCUGAUACAGGAGUUCUGUAUAGCAGUUCUUGGUUCGCGUUUUAGUUCUUUUCCCUCUCGGCUUAAAGGUUCUGCUUUUUUCUGCUGUGGGGACUUUUUUUUUUUUUUAACGCUUUAACAAAUGUCUGCUGUGUAGAAUAUUACACGCAAGUAAAUGAUCAUGCCUUUAAAGUUGCAGCCCAAAUCAGGAAGUUGGGUUGCGUAAAAUUUGGGGUGCUACAGACCCCCCCCCCCCCCCCCCCCCCCCCUGUUAGUGUUCUCUGUUUGCUGUCCUGGCUUCUAAAUAAUUACUGUGAUGUGUGCGUGCGCAUCUGGUUUGGUAGAGCUGGCAUUCUUUUUUUAAUAGUUCAGUAGCUGUGAUUAUUUUAUUAUUUUGGUGGUAAGCUGCUAAUAUGAGUGAUUGGGGUAAAUUGAGAGGUUCCUGUCUCUAGCUGUGUGCAUUUCUCUUCCACAAUGAACCACUGGUAUAUGGCAACAAUGCUCUCUCUCAGAAGACUGGUCUGUUUAUUGCAAACCUUUUAUACAUUUGUAUUUUUGCCCCAAUGAUGUAAUAUAACAUUUUAAUAAAAUAUUAAUUUGA